GCCCGCCCGCCCAUCCGGCCCUCCGCACGCGCCCACAUACACGCACACACGCGGCCGCCUCCCUGCGAAAGCAUGACCGACCGAGGCCCCGAUCCCCGGGGCCGCUUUGCGCCUCAGCUUGCGGCCGGUCGGCCGGGCGCCGUGCCCCCUGGCACACCGUCGGCCUGGAGCGUGCCGGCCGGAUCCGGGCUGCCCUUCGCACGGCCAGUGCCGCCGGCCAGCCGGCCACCGAUCGCCCCCUCCGCCGCUGCCGGCGCGCCCUCGCCCCGGCCCUCGGUCGCCGAGAUGAAACGCCAAUACCAGCUCCAACACCAGCAACGCCAGCAGCAGCAGCAGCAGCAGCAGCAGCAGCAGCAGCAGCAGCAGCCGCAGCCGCAGCCGCAGCAGCGCGACCCGGGCGGCCCGGCCCUGCACCCGGCCGACCUGGACAUCGUCACCGAGGUGGCCGCCACCUCGCAGCUGGAGAAAUCCCUCCUGGCCCUCGCGGCAUGGGUCAACUUCCGCAUCUCCAGCGAGUGGGACGACUGCAUGGCGCCCGGCCUCCCCCCGGCCGGCAAAGCCCCCUCCCUCCGGGCAUCCGGCGCUUCGUCCUCCGGCGGGCAGUACCACUCGGCCCGGUCGCAGGGGUCCAGCGCGGUCGGGCCCCGGGGCUGGCGCACCCCGGCACACGCGCACGAGCAGGCCCUCGGCCUCCUGCGCGGCCACCCCCCAGCCGGCGGGUCGGCGAUGUCCGGGCUGGCUCGCCGGACCAGUGCCCACCUCCGCCGGGCCCUUGGCCGAGUGACGGAUGCCACGCAAUCCGGCCGAGUGCGACUGGCGGAGGGGCUUCUGGCGGCCUGGCGGCCGGCCGGCGACCCGGGCGUCGCCCCGGCCCAGGACCACCUCCUGGGGCUCCUGCUCCGGCAAUUCACCUUCCCCUGGCUGGUGCUGGCCCUGGAGGCAUUGGUGUUGAAUCGGCACCGGUGGCAAGCCGGGCCGAGCAUCCUCCACCGGGCGGCCGACACCCCGGCCGACGGCCGCCUGGCCGCCGAGCCGUGGCACCGGCUGGAUGCCGCCUCGCCGGACGACCUGAUGCCUGUCCUCCUCCAGAACGUCCUGACCAGCCCCUUCCUGGAAUCGCAGUUUGCCGGGCCCGCGGCCGCACGGGGAGCCCGCGGCGGUCGCGAGUACCCCAUCAUGUGUGGGCUGCACUUCAUCCGGCUCUUCCUGGAGAUAGCCCUCUUCCUGGAUGCGGCCAAGCAGUGCCGGAUCUUCAUCAGCCCCGGAUCCGAGGCCGGGGUUGACGCUCCGGCCGCCGCCGAUACCCCCGUCGGCCAGCAGCGCGACUUCCUUCUCUUCCCGCGGGAUGCCCCCGCGAAGUCCACCUGGGCAUUGCUCACCCUCUUCGGGCGGUCUGCCUGCCAGGGGGAGCUGGCCGAACGCCUGGCCGACGCGGUCCUCGCGCCGGCCGCCGGCGACACUUCCCCCGGCGGCCCGGACGGCCACUUCUCCCGGUCCCUGUCGACCCUCUCGCUGGGGGAAACCGACGCCGGGGCCGCGCCCAGCUGGUUCGAGCAGCGCCCGGUCGACGAGCGCCGGUGGCACGUGUCGGACCUCGGCCGGGACCUGGCCGACGGCGCGGUGCUGGCCCGGCUGCUGGAGGUUCUGCGCCCGACACGAGCGCACCUCCUGCUCCAUUCCCUGCAACUCCCGGCCCGGAUCCCGGCCGAGCGCUUCGCCAACUUGAACUUCGUCCUGCAGCAGCUCCAGGCGGCCCUCGGGCUGCGGCUGCUGUCAUCCACCGGGCGCAGCCUGGCCUCCGGCGAUGACCGGACCGCGGCCGGGGUGCUGUGGUCGGUCUUCGCGCGGGGCGCCCUGCCGCGGCUGCUGUCGACCGAGCGCCUGGCCGCCGAGGCGGCCGCGGUCCGGCGCCAGGGCCCCCGGUCGGCCGGCGGGUCCCCCUCGCCCGGGGCCGGCUCCCCGGGCCAGGACCCCAAGCGCCUGGGGGCCAAGCGCCCCGGGCCGGAGGCCGAGCCGCCGGCUUCCAGCCUCCCCCGGCCGCGGCUGUCGGACCCGGGGCCGGGGCCGGGGCCGGGCUCGCCGCCGGGCCCCGGGCUCGGCGACGACUCGGCCUCCGCCGCGGCGGUUCUCUACAUGAACAGCCCGCUGCUGAGCCACCUGGUGGACUGGGCCCGGGCGGUGUGCGCCGCGCAGGGGGGCCCGGGGCUGGUGGUCCGCGACGCGGCCGGGUCCUUCGCCGAUGGCCGGGCCCUGUGCGCCCUGCUGGCCUUCUACUUCCCCGGGCAGCUGGCCUGGGAGCUGGUCCGGCAGCACACCACCCGCACCGGCGACCGGGCCCUGUCGGCGGCCGAGCGCCGGCUGGAUCCGACCCUGGCCGGGCUGACCGGGCCGGAGGCGGCCGCGGCCCGGCGCCACCGGGCCGACCAGCUCCCGCCGCUGUUUUCCGUGCACUUCCGCGCCCAGGCCCCGGACGCCCUGGACUCCGGGCCGGAGCGCCUGCUGAAUGAGCGCUUCAACCUGGCCCUGGCGGCGCACGCCUGCCAGCAGCUGGGCAUCCCGGUGCUGGUGCGCCCGCAGGACCUCUCCGGCACGGAGCCCGCCGAGCAGGCGGUUCUCCUGUGGCUGGCGCACGUGGCGCACUUUGCCCUGGCGCGCGGCGGCCCCGGGCACCAGGCCGCGGCCAUCAUUCAGCGGCGCUGGCGUGAGCGCCAGGCCCGGCGGGUGGCCGGCACCGUGGCCAAUGGCGCCCACUGGCCGGCGGCCGGGGCCGGGGCCGAGGCCGGCCAUGGCAGCGAGCAUGCGGCUCCCUGGCCAGCCGGGGCCGGUGGCAAGCCCCCCCCGGCGGGGGCUCGCACCGCCGGCGGCCCCGCCCCCUCGGACACGCACCUCGGCCGGCUGCGGCGGCUGAUGACCGGCUUUUCGGCGCACCUUCGGGGGCAUCUGGUUCGGCGCCGGGUCGGCGCCAUCCGAAGCCUGGCCGUGGCCGGGCGGCAGCAUCUGGCCCGGCGCCGGCUGCGCCUGGCCGGGCAGGCGGCGCUCAUCCUGCAAACGGCCGCCCGCGAGCAUCUGGCCCGGCAGGCGGCCCUGCGGAAUCUGGCCGCCCGGCAGGCGGCCACGCGCAUCCAGGCCGCCUGGCGGGGGCACCGGGUGCGGGCGGCCCUGCGGCCGGUGCGGGCGGUGGCCCGCCUGCAGGCGGCCGUGCGCCGGCGCCUGGCCGAUGCCUCGCUGGCCGAGCGCCGGCAGGCGGUCUUCACCCUGCAGAAUGCCGUGCGCGGGGCCUUCUGCGAGUCGGCGCUGCUGUGCUCGCGCUCGGCCGUGGUCUACCUGCAGCAUGGGGUUCGCCACUGGCUGGCCCGCCGGGAGGCGCACCAGCUGGCCGUCGUCCGGGACCGGGCCUGGGCCGGGUCCACCCUGGUGGCCGGGCUGCUGGCGCACCGGGCCCGGGUGCGCCUGGCGGCCGAGCGUGAUGCCGCGCACAUCCUGGCCGCGGCCCUGCGCCAGCAGCUGGCCUUCCGCCGGGUGGCCCUGCGCUUCGAGGCGGCCGGUCGGCUGCAGGCGGCGGCGCGGCGCCUGACGGCCCAACGCCGGGUCCGGGCCGCCGCCGGCGACCUGGAAGCCCAGCGCCUGGCGGCGAUCACCCACCUGCAAAGUCACUUCCGCCAUGUGCGCGCGGCCCGGGCCCUGGCCCGGACCCGGGCCCAAGUCCACGCCCUGUGCCAGCUGCAGGCAGCCACCCGGGCCCGGCUGGCCAGCCAGCAGGUGGCCCGGCGGGCCCACGCUCGCCGGCUUCAAGACCAGCAGCUGGCCAACCGGGCCCGGGCCCACCAGGCUGCCUGCCUGAUCCAGGCCACCUGGCGCGGGUACCGGGCCCGGUGCCAGGCGCGCGACCUCCGCCGGCUGCGCGACCGCGACACGGUCGUCGUGCGCGAGGACCUCAUCGAGCUGUUCCAGGCCCACGUCCGGGGCUUCCUCGUGCGCAAGCACUACGUCCGGAUGUGCCUGCUGGAGAUGCCCCUGCGCCAGGCCCUCCGGCGACUGGUCACCUCGACCAGCGUGACGGCCAUCGCCGACGCGUGCCGGCUCCUGCAGCAGGCCACCUCGCUGGCGCGGUCGGCCUCCUCGGCCACCAUCAACUCGGCCCUCGGGCAGCCGGUGCAGCAGGAGCGCGCGCGCGCCGGCGUGCCCUCUGCCGCCGGCGCGGCGUCCCUCUCGGCGUCCGGGCUGUUCGCUGUGGCGGCCGACCUGGCCGGGGGCGGGGUGGCGCCGAGCCCGGCGCGGCCGGGUCCCGGGUCCCGGGCCUCGGCCCCCGGCCCCGGGCAGCUCCCCCCCGGCGAAGACCCCCGCACAAUGCAGCACUAUGCCCAGCUGGUGCCGGAGGACAUCCUGCUGCUGGCCCGGUACCAGCCGAAUCACCCGCUCCACCGGGAGGUGGUGUCCAUCCUGGCCAACCCGGGGAGCGAUCUGUCCGGGCUGUCGGGGCUCCUGGCCCGGGGCCGGCCGCUGCCCCAGCCGCCGGCCCUGCCGGCGGCCGAUCACACGCCCACCCUGCCGCAGGUGGUGGCCACCCGCUGUGCGGCCCUCAUCGCCAAUGGCCUGGUCGAGUACCUGGUGGCGGUGCUGAAGUCGUGCGACCGGUCGCGGCCGCAUGUGCACCUGGCCCGGCGGGCCCUGUGGGUCUUGGUGAACCUGUGCCUGCAGCCGACCUGCCUGGCGGCCGUGGUGGCUCGGCUGCUGGCGGCCCCGGGGGCGUACUCGGCCUCGCGAUCGGCCGAGACGGUGGGGGUGCCCACCGGCGGGGGGGUGCCCCUGCGGCGGGGGGGCGCCGCGCGCGGUGCCAGCCUGGCCGCGCCCCGGCACUCCCCCUCGGCGCUGGCCUCGCGGCCACUGGCCGCCGGGCCCGGCUUGCCGCCCCCGGCAGCACACCACCCGACCGCCGCGGCGCCGGCCCCCCAGUGCGACCUGGUCUUCCUGAUUGACCUGCUCCAAUCGCACCGGGACCACAUCGAGGUGGUCGAGCCGCUGGUGGCCCUCUUCUGGCAGAUGGCUGUCGGGUUUUCGGAGUACCGGCAGGCCCCGGCGGGGCGUGCCGGGCCCGGCGUGCCGGACCACCACCGGCCCGGCUCACCAUCGGCCCCCGGGACACUGGCCACCGCCGGGGCCCCCGGGCGCCGGGGCAGCCCGCACGGCCGCCCCCCCGGGGCCGAUCUCGAUGCCAGUGCCCUGGACAGCCUGUGCCUGCUGCCGGAGCUGGUGCUCCUGUCGCCCGGGCGCCUGCGCGGCCAGAAGCCGGCCGGCGCCGCGGCCGGAGCCACGCCGGCCGACCCGCAUGGCGGCGGCGCCCCGCCCCCCCCGGGCGAGGAGGACCUCCUGGGCCUGCUGGCGACCGAUCCCGGCCGGGCGGCGGCUCUGCCGGCCCGCCGGGCGGCGGCCCUGCUGGUCCAGUGGCUGCAGCACCCGCACGCGAGCCUGGUCCUCGGGCGCUUUGGCGAUGUGGCCCGGCUGAUCGAGCGCCGGGCCAGCCUCGAUGCGCGGGCCCUCUCCGCCCGGGGCGGGCCCCUCAGCGGCAAUGUCAUCGGCAAUGCCGGGGCCGGGGCCGAUGCCCUGCGGGCCACGCACGAGCGCCAUGUCACCGCGGUGGCCCGGCUCCAGGACAUCCAGGCGGUGCUCGCCGGGGCCCGCGCCCGGCCGGAGCCCGUCCCCCUGGCGGGGCACAUGUCGCGCGUGGUCUUUUGAGGGCGCGCCGCGGCCGCCAGGCACGCGAGACACAGGGCACGUGCGUGCGGCGCGCGGCGUGCGGCGGGUAUCGAGGCAGCCGCGCCGUCCCGGUUAAGUGGCGGGUUAAGAGCGCGUCACGUGGGAAGCGGGUGUCACUUUUGACACCUUAGCCCUCGAUCGGCCGGCCGCCUCCCGUUUGGGCCCGCAGGCGCGUGCGCGCGCGCGCGCGUGUAUGUGCGCAGGCGGGCCCGCUCCUCUGCGGCACCUGGUCGCUCCCCUUCGCCAUCUCUUCGCCAUCUCUUCGCCAUAGACUACACCACGGACCUGCGUUCACCUUUUCGUCUG
This is a messenger RNA of Fonticula alba, 6060 nucleotides long. RefSeq lists its product as hypothetical. The transcript is spliced from 8 exons. Gene Ontology annotation, cellular component: spindle pole. NCBI's taxonomy places the organism in Eukaryota, Rotosphaerida, Fonticulaceae. Bases 73 to 5733 code for a protein of 1886 amino acids. The record is from RefSeq and is a predicted model, not a curated record. Gene Ontology annotation, molecular function: protein binding. Gene Ontology annotation, biological process: spindle organization; establishment of meiotic spindle localization; mitotic cell cycle.